CGCCCGAGCCCCGCGGCUGCCGCAGCAUUCCCGGGAAGGACAGAAUGACUGACAACAUGAAGGAGUGCCUGGCGCAGACCAAGGCGGCUGUGGGGGAUAUGGUGACCGUGGUGAAGACCGAGGUCUGCUCACCACUCCGAGACCAGGAGUAUGGCCAGCCCUGCUCUAGGAGACCAGACCCCUCAACCAUGGAAAUGGAGCCCAAGAAACUGAAGGGAAAGCGUGAGCUCAUCAUGCCCAAAAGCUUCCAGCAAGUGGACUUCUGGUUCUGCGAGUCCUGCCAGGAGUACUUUGUGGAUGAGUGCCCGAACCACGGUCCCCCAGUGUUUGUGUCCGACACGCCAGUGCCCGUGGGCAUCCCAGACAGGGCUGCCCUCACCAUCCCGCAGGGCAUGGAGGUGGUCAAGGAAGCCAGUGGGGAGAAUGACGUGCGAUGCAUAAAUGAGGUCAUCCCCAAGGGCCACAUCUUCGGCCCCUAUGAGGGGCAGAUCUCCACCCAGGACAAAUCAGCUGGCUGCUUCUCCUGGCUGAUUGUGGACAAGAAUAACCGCUACAAGUCCAUAGAUGGGUCAGAUGAGACUAAAGCCAACUGGAUGAGGUACGUGGUCAUCUCCCGGGAGGAGAGGGAGCAGAACCUGCUGGCGUUCCAGCACAGCGAGCGCAUCUACUUCCGGGCGUGCAGGGACAUCCGGCCCGGGGAGCGGCUCCGGGUCUGGUACAGCGAGGACUACAUGAAGCGUCUGCACAGCAUGUCGCAGGAAACCAUCCACCGCAAUCUGGCCAGAGGAGAGAAGAGGUUGCAGAGGGAGAAGUCUGAGCAGGCUCUGGAUAACCCAGAAGACCUGAGGGGUCCCCUUCAGCUCCCCGUGUUGAGACAGGGCAAAAGUCCAUACAAGCGUGGCUUUGACGAGGGGGACGCACACCCCCAGGCCAAGAAGAAGAAGAUUGACCUCAUUUUCAAGGAUGUGUUGGAGGCUUCACUGGAAUCCGCAAAGGUGGAAGCGCAUCAGCUGGCCUUGAGCACCUCGCUGGUCAUCAGGAAGGUCCCCAAGUACCAGGAUGAUGCCUACAGUCGGUGUGCAAUGAGCAUGUCGCAUGGCGUGCAGAACGUCAGCCGGACCCAGGGGGAAGGGGACUGGAAGAUUCCCCAGGGGGCUUCCAAGGAGCCCAGGGGGCUUCCGUUGGAGGAUGAAGAAGAAGAGCCUUCAUCGUUCAAGGCCGACAGUCCCGCCGAGGCCUCCCUUGCGUCCGACCCUCACGAGCUUCCCACCACCUCCUUUUGCCCUAAUUGUAUUCGCCUAAAGAAGAAGGUCCGGGAACUCCAGGCCGAACUAGACAUGCUUAAGUCUGGGAAGCUUCCCGAACCUCCCGUAUUGCCAGCACAGGUACUGGAGCUCCCAGAGUUCUCGGACCCUGCAGCCUCCGAGAGCAUGGUCUCCGGCCCCGCCAUCAUGGAGGACGAUGACCAGGAGGUCGACUCUGCAGACGAGUCCGUCUCCAAUGACAUGAUGACCGCCACCGACGAGCCCUCCAAGAUGUCCUCCGCCACCGGGCGCCGCAUCCGGCGCUUUAAGCAGGAAUGGCUGAAGAAGUUCUGGUUCCUGCGGUACUCCCCGACACUCAACGAGAUGUGGUGCCACGUGUGCCGUCAGUACACCGUGCAGUCCUCCCGCACGUCGGCCUUCAUCAUUGGCUCCAAGCAGUUCAAGAUCCACACCAUCAAACUGCACAGCCAGAGCAACCUGCACAAGAAGUGCUUGCAGCUGUACAAGCUCCGCAUGCACCCCGAGAAGACGGAGGAGAUGUGCCGCAACAUGACCCUGCUCUUCAACACCGCCUACCACCUGGCCCUCGAGGGCCGGCCCUACCUGGACUUCCGGCCCCUGGCCGAGCUCCUGCGCAAGUGCGAGCUCAAGGUGGUGGACCAGUACAUGAACGAGGGCGACUGCCAGAUCCUCAUUCACCACAUUGCCCGCGCGCUGCGGGAGGACCUGGUGGAGCGCAUCCGCCAGUCGCCCUGCCUCAGCAUCAUUCUGGACGGGCAGAGCGACGACCUGCUGGCCGACACGGUGGCCGUCUACGUCCAGUACACCAGCAGCGACGGGCCCCCGGCCACCGAGUUCCUGUCCCUGCAGGAACUGGGCUUCUCCAGCACGGAGAGCUACCUGCAGGCGCUCGACCGGGCCUUUUCGACCUUGGGCAUCCGGCUGCAGGACGAGAAGCCCACCGUCGGCCUGGGCAUCGACGGGGCCAACGUCACGGCCAGCCUGCGCGCCAGCAUGUUCAUGACGAUCCGCAAGACACUGCCCUGGUUGCUGUGCCUGCCCUUCAUGGUGCACCGGCCCCACCUGGAGGUCCUGGACGCCAUCAGCGGGAAGGAGCUCCCGUGCCUGGAGGAGCUAGAGAACAAUCUGAAGCAGCUGCUGAGCUUCUACCGGUACUCGCCGCGCCUCAUGUGCGAGCUCCGGUCCACGGCGUCCACCCUGUGCGAGGAGACGGAGUUCCUGGGGGACAUCCGCGCCGUGAGGUGGAUCAUCGGGGAGCAGAAUGUCCUCAACGCGCUCAUUAAAGACUACCUGGAGGUGGUGGCCCACCUCAAGGACGUCAGCAGCCAGACCCAGCGGGCCGACGCGUCCGCCAUUGCGCUGGCCCUGCUGCAGUUCCUCAUGGACUACCAGUCCGUCAAGCUCAUCUACUUCCUCCUGGACGUGAUCGCCGUGCUCUCGCGCCUGGCCUACAUCUUCCAGGGCGAGUACCUCCUGGUGUCCCAGGUGGACGACAAGAUCGAGGAGGCCAUCCAGGAGAUCAGCCGGCUGGCCGACUCCCCGGGGGAGUACCUGCAGGAGUUCGAGGAGAAUUUUCGAGAGAGCUUCAACGGGAUUGCAGUGAAGAACCUCAGGGUGGCCGAGGCCAAGUUCCAGUCCGUCAGGGAGAAGAUCUGCCAGAAGACCCAGGUGAUCCUGGCUCAGAGGUUCGAUUCCCGAAGCCGGAUCUUCGUGAAGGCCUGCCAGGUGUUCGACCUGGCCGCCUGGCCCAGGAACAGCGAGGAGCUCCUGAGCUAUGGCAAGGAGGACAUGGUGCAGAUAUUUGACCACCUGGAGGCCAUCCCAACCUUCUCCCGGGAUGUGUGCCGGGAGGGGCUGGACCCCCGGGGCAGCCUGUUGAUGGAGUGGCGGGAACUCAAGGCGGAUUACUACACCAAAAAUGGCUUCAAAGACCUGAUCGGCCACAUCUGCAAGUACAAACAGCGCUUCCCGCUCUUGAACAAGAUCAUCCAGGUCCUCAAAGUCCUCCCCACGUCCACCGUGUGCUGCGAGAAAGGCCGCAAUGCCCUGCAGCGAGUUCGCAAAAACCACCGCUCCCGCCUGACCCUAGAGCAGCUCAGUGACCUGUUGACCAUCGCUGUGAACGGCCCGCCGAUCGCCAACUUUGAUGCCAAGCGAGCCCUGGACAGCUGGUUUGAGGAGAAGUCGGGCAGCAGUUACGCGCUGUCCGCCGAGGUCCUCAGCAGGAUGUCAGCGCUGGAGCAGAAACCAGUGCUGCAGACCGUGGACCACGGGUCAGAGUUUUACCCGGACAUCUAGGGGGCCGGCGUUCCAGAGUUCACUAAGCUGUUGAAUAUUUU
Molecule: messenger RNA, 3625 nt
Organism: Callorhinus ursinus (northern fur seal)
Lineage: Eukaryota; Metazoa; Chordata; Mammalia; Carnivora; Otariidae
Gene: PRDM11
Product: PR/SET domain 11
Biological process (GO): regulation of transcription by RNA polymerase II
Cellular component (GO): nucleus
Molecular function (GO): protein binding; DNA-binding transcription factor activity, RNA polymerase II-specific; RNA polymerase II cis-regulatory region sequence-specific DNA binding
Source: RefSeq, a predicted model, not a curated record